GGCUUUAUGCUUCUCAUACCAACGUAUAUUGGGAUUGGGUUUCCCGGACUUCCUUAUAUGGUCAAACUUCUUGGGUUAUGGUUUGGGAGUUCUGGACUUCUAAUAUAUGGGUUUAUGAACGAGCUUGGAGCUUUGGUUUUAACUGAUUGUACUUCUCGUCUCACUGAAAGAACAGGUGAGAGUUUUGGUGAUACCGGGAGAGUAGCCGAGAUGAGUAUGAAGCUGGGGCCUCCUUGUUUACAAUCUUACGCUGGAAAGUUCAGAUUUUCAGUUACCUGCACAAUAUUCAUCAGCUACAUUCUAUUUUUACCUGACUUGAUUGCUACAAUGAAUCUUUUUGCUAAAGAUAUACUACAUCAAUACGUCGACAUCAACGACACGUUGCUGAUUGUUGUAAUUUCGGUGCUACUGUUGCCAGUCUACUUGACUAGGAGAAUGAAACUACUGUCGUAUUUAGCAACAGCCGGGAAUAUUAUUCUUCUUUUGAUAAUCAUCAUAUCCUUCAAAUACAUCUGUCGAGACCUUCCGGAUAUCAACUCGAGAUCAGCUACCAAGUUCAUCGAUUUCUUAACAAUAACAUCGUUCAUGAAUGACGUUAUGUUUUCAUAUGACGGAAUAGCUAUGGUGCUGCCAAUACGAUCCAGAAUGAAGAGUACUAAACAUUUUGACGGCUGGAAUGGUGUGCUGGGACUUGCUCUUGUCAUGGUUGUCAGCUUUCAUGUUGCCUGUGGAUUUUUUGGAUACCUAAAAUUUGGCGAAUUAACACAAGUGAACUAUAUAUUGAAUCUAACAGAAGAUGGUUGGAUUUCGAAGUCCUUGAAGAUCCUUUCAUUUCUUACCUCGUAUUUGACAAUCGGGACAGUCGUAUUUGUAAUAGUAGAAAUGCUUUGGACAUAUUUGAAGGAGAAGUUCACUAAUGCGAUCGUUCAGAACUAUGGCGAGUAUAUUUGCCGAGGUAUUCUGCUGAUUCUUUCUUGUGCAUUCACAAUUUUGAUCCCGCAGUUUCAACUAUUGAUAUCGUUGACUGGAUGUUUCUGCGCAAAUUACAUCACACUUGUCGUUCCUUUUACCAUGAAGAUGUUGAUGUUAUACAAUGAAGAGGAGCCUAUGUUACUUGCAGCGAAAUUAAAAAGGAAAAUAACACUUAUUUGCUGUGGAUUAAUACUGUUGGUUGGGAUAUACUCGGUGAUUACAGGGACAUGUGUUGCCUUAUACAUGGCUAUGUGGCAUAUCGUUCUGUAA
This is a messenger RNA of Ylistrum balloti, 1242 nucleotides long. Its product is annotated as proton-coupled amino acid transporter 3-like. Gene Ontology annotation, cellular component: vacuolar membrane. The record is from RefSeq and is a predicted model, not a curated record. Lineage: Eukaryota; Metazoa; Mollusca; Bivalvia; Pectinida; Pectinidae. The coding region runs from base 7 to 1242 and encodes 411 amino acids. Gene Ontology annotation, biological process: amino acid transmembrane transport. Gene Ontology annotation, molecular function: amino acid transmembrane transporter activity. The transcript is spliced from 8 exons.